CGCCAGCAUUGAUAAUGAUGUUUCUGUUCAACCACUCAAUACUCUUAAACUAGACGAACAGUUCCUCCGUUGUUCUUGAACGAAACACAUUAAAUCCAGCAUCGUUUAUUCUGCCGCAUCUGCGGGACACUCAUGACCUCACUUCCGCUCUUGCGCUGGUCCACACACACCUAAACAAAGUCCCCGCCUGGACUUCUGCGCUGCUGUGUGUUCUUUUCAUAUGGAUGCAGGACAUGCAGGAACUCGCGGCUUUUAUUUAUUUAUUUAAUCAUUUGCGCUGUUUGAUUUUUUUCUUGCGUAAUGUAAGAAACGGACAUGAGAAGUUCGUCUCGAGCUGAGCAGCGUUCCGGAAGCAGCGCGCGUUACCAUGGCGACCGCAGCGCGUCCUGUUGUUCUGCUGCAGGUGAGCUGAUCGCAUCGCUGUAGAGGCUCCGGUCAUGCUGUCCAGCGCGCCGCACGCCCGCGGCUUCCUCCACAACCCCGCGCCGACCCAGCCACAGCCCCGGUGCCAGGCUGUGAGGGUCGCCGAGCUCUCUCGAGUGCUUCAGCUGCUGCAGGACCCGCUCUCGUCCUCACUAAAAGAAAGGCAGAUUUUUAUCUUGAAGAAGGUGGUAAAACAAUGCCAGCGUGGAUUUCUUUUGAGGGACCUCGCUGACAUAUGUAAGAUUAUAAAUGUUUGUGCUGAAAGAGUGUCCGAUCAUCCGGAAUAUGCCCGAAUCCUCUGUGAUUUACUGCAGAUAUGCAGUCUUCCCUUCCUGAAGGAGAAGUCGUCUGAUGAGAUGAGCUACGCCGCUGUGGUGACAGACUGUGUGUCUCAGAUGGGUUUUCUGAUGAGGAUCCCGCUGCCGGAGGUGCGGCGUCAGAUCUGUUCGACUGUGAUCGCCUUCUACAGCCGCGACAAACACAAACACCGCUCUGAUGGUGAGAGACGUGAUCCAGCUACACUGGUGAUGUCUCUGGCUCUGAUGGAGGAGCAGCUUCCGGUCAAACUGUGUCUCCUGCAGACGCUGCAGAUCCUGUCCAGAGCAUCAGAGGUCAACUGUAACCUGAUGCUGAGAGCUCAGGGCGCACAGAAGAUCUGCUUCCACAUGAGCGAAGGAGAUCCGUCCGGAGAGCUGCUCUUCAGAUCCUCCGAGAUCCUGUGGAACCUGCUGGAGAAUGGCUCCCGACAGGAAGUGACCUCACAGCUCAGCAGCAGCGACUGCAUCGCAUCUCUGAAGGACGUGUUUCUCCAUCUGCUCCUGAAGGGUUUCCGUCAUCACGAGCGUCAGCUGAGGAACGACCUGCUGGUGCUGCUGUCUCUGAUCGCGGAGAAGCCCGGCGCUCCUCUGAUCGAGAGCGGCUUCCUCAAGCAUCUCACGCCGUUCCUCACGUUUCCCGAGCUGAAGAGCCACAAUCCUCUGGUGAGAAACCUCAAGCUGUCCUUCAGCCAGGAGGACUUUGAGAUGAAGAAGCUGCUGCUGAACAUGAUCGUGGUGCUGUCGAGAGAUCUGGCUGUGCUGCAGGUGAGAUGA
Sinocyclocheilus grahami is the source of this 1514-nucleotide messenger RNA. Its product is annotated as cilia- and flagella-associated protein 69-like. The coding region runs from base 438 to 1514 and encodes 358 amino acids. The record is from RefSeq and is a predicted model, not a curated record. Lineage: Eukaryota; Metazoa; Chordata; Actinopteri; Cypriniformes; Cyprinidae. The transcript has 11 exons. Gene Ontology annotation, biological process: olfactory behavior; positive regulation of flagellated sperm motility; response to odorant. Gene Ontology annotation, cellular component: non-motile cilium; sperm midpiece.